Molecule: messenger RNA, 1359 nt
Organism: Hemicordylus capensis (graceful crag lizard)
Lineage: Eukaryota; Metazoa; Chordata; Lepidosauria; Squamata; Cordylidae
Product: H-2 class II histocompatibility antigen, E-S beta chain-like
Exons: 5
Coding region: 39-821 (260 amino acids)
Biological process (GO): immune response; peptide antigen assembly with MHC class II protein complex; antigen processing and presentation of exogenous peptide antigen via MHC class II
Cellular component (GO): MHC class II protein complex; membrane
Molecular function (GO): MHC class II protein complex binding
Source: RefSeq, a predicted model, not a curated record
CAGAUGCUGUUGGUCCUUCUUUGUGCAGAAGAGGCAGGAUGAGAUCUGUGUUGGACUUGGGGGUCCUGCUUGUGACGAUGGCCGGCCUGGGGGGCUUCCCUCCCCAGGUGCAGAGUGCGGGGCCAAGCGAGCACUUCGUCAACCAGGUGAGGUCCUUGUGCUUCUUCACCCCCCUCAACGGGACCCAGCGGGAGAUGCGCUACCUGCACACCUACAUCUGGGGCCGGCAGGACUAUGUCCGCUUCGACAGCCGCGUCGGGGAGUUCCGGGCCGUCACGCCGCUGGGAGAGUUCGCGGCCAAACUGAUGAACAGCGACAAAGCCUUCCUGGAGAACAAGCGGCACCAGGUUGAUCGCUUCUGCCCGCACAACUAUGAAGUCGAGGGGUCCUUUGCCCGCUCCUGGAGUGUCCAGCCCCAGGUGACGAUCAUCCCCACAGACUACGACCCCUCCUCCCUCAACACUUUGCUGGUUUGCUCCGUCACUGACUUUUACCCCUCGGAGAUCGAAAUCAAGUGGCUGAGGAACGGGAAGGAGGAAGGCGAAAGCAAAGUGGCCACCACCGACCUGAUGAGGAACGGGGACUGGACCUACCAGAUCCACGUCAUGCUGGAAACGCACUUGGAGCGCGGAGACCUCUACGCCUGCCAGGUGGAGCACUCCAGCUUAAAUGGCACCGUCAUCACCGUGCAGUGGGACCCACAAUCGGAUUCUGCCAGGAACAAGCUGUGGAUGGGCAUCGUGGGGGUCAUGCUGGGGCUGGUCUUUUUCCUCCCUGGACUCGUCCUCUUCCUGAAGAAUAAGAAAGGACUUAUCAGUUAGACUUCACAGCUGCAGCUGGAUCUCCCCAAGUAGAGAAGCAUUUGUGCUAUUCCUUGCAAAUGGACACCUUUUUGUUGCUUGGAGAAUGCAAAGUUCAGAGGCAGCACAGGAAGAACAGAAAAGGACCGUCUACACCCCACCCUUCAAAAGCACCAUCGCUUCUUUGCCUCUUAUUCCUCGGUGUAUGGGAGGUGGAGAGAAGCCCCGUGACGUCUUUGCUGCAUUUCAUCUUGUCUUUUUGCCAGUGGAAACUUUUGUUUUGCACAUGUCUGGUCCAGAUGGCCGCAUCCUGCACUGCCCUUUCUCAGGGAGUCUGGACUCUCCCUUCAGCGCAAUAGAAUCUUGUGGCAUUUGCAGGGGCAUAACUAGGUUGGAGUGUGCCCUGAGACAAGAUUCUUAAAUGCCCCCCCCCGUCACCACUUACCUCUCCUUCCUCUGGCCCGAUGUUUCUGCUAACUAUCCCAACUAGUUUCAAGGUAUAGAUAACACGAAAGCAGAAACAAAUAAUACAACAAAAGAACAAGAACUUUAAUCAUUG